This is a messenger RNA of Penicillium macrosclerotiorum, 1047 nucleotides long. RefSeq names its product NAD(P)H-dependent flavin oxidoreductase. The record is from RefSeq and is a predicted model, not a curated record. Lineage: Eukaryota; Fungi; Ascomycota; Eurotiomycetes; Eurotiales; Aspergillaceae. Bases 1 to 1047 code for a protein of 348 amino acids. Gene Ontology annotation, molecular function: nitronate monooxygenase activity. The transcript has a single exon.
AUGUCUCUCCAAACGCCACUUUGCUCUCUCCUCAAAAUCCAGCAUCCUGUCCUGCUAGCAGGCAUGGCUCGUGCAUCCAGUGCUCCUCUGGCUGCCGCUGUCUCGAAUGCUGGCGGACUCGGUACUGUCGGAGGACUGGGCUAUACGCCCCAACAGCUAUCGGAGAUGCUGACGGAGCUGAAGUCAUUACUCAAGGACCCAUCCCUGCCAUUCGGUGUGGAUCUCGCGCUACCGCAAGUUGGCGGGAGUGCGCGUGCAACCAACCAUGACUAUACCCAUGGCCAUCUGGACGAAUUGAUCGAGGUUGUAAUCUCGCAUGGUGCCAAGCUCUUCGUCUCGGCGGUCGGCGUGCCGCCCGAGAAGACGGUGAAGCGGCUCCACGAAGCUGGGAUCCUCGUCAUGAACAUGGUUGGCGCGCCGAAGCAUGCGGAGAAGGCGUUCCAGCGCGGCGUAGAUAUUGUGUGCGCGCAGGGCGGCGAGGGCGGCGGACAUACCGGCGAUAUCCCGUUCUCCGUGCUGGUGCCUGCUGUCGUGGAUGUAGCGCGUCGCUAUACGAGCCCGCUGACCGGUCAACCUGCGCUUGUGGUGGCUGCCGGCGGUAUCAACGAUGGCCGUAGCCUGGCGGCAUCACUCAUGCUUGGCGCGGCUGGCGUUUGGGUCGGAACGCGAUUUGUGGCGUCCGAGGAGAGCGGAGCGAGUCGCCUGCAUAAGGAGGCUGUUGUGGGCGCACAGUAUGGCGAGACUUGUCGGACAUUGGUUGUCUCCGGACGGCCACUGCGGAUGCUGCCUAACGACUAUGUGAAGGAAUGGGAGAGUAGACCGGCUGAUAUUGCAGCGUUGACGGCCAAGGGGGUGGUGCCCAUGAUGCAUGAUUUGGAGAACGACAAGGACAUUGAUAUGCCAUUCUUGAUGGGCGAUGUCUCGGCCAGCAUCAAGGACAUCCAGCCUGCUGGGGUGAUUGUAAGAGAGAUGGUGCAGCAGGCUGUGGAUGUUCUCAAGGCAGGCAAUGCAUAUAUCACGGGCACUGGCAUGUCAAGCAAACUAUAG